AUAGCAAUGAAUGGGUGUCGGAGCUCUACACGGCAAAGGAGCACCCACAGCGCGACGAGGCGGAUAAGGGGAUGCGGCAUCGGUACGCGGGAGCUGUCCAUCAGCACCACACACCCGACGAAAAGCAAGGAAACAACGAACGGCGCCAAGAGCAAGUCGCUCCCGUUUUUAGCCUGCCGCCCCCGCCCUCUUCUCACCACCGAGUCCGCACUUUAACCACCGCCGCUCAGCGCCAGAACCUCCAGGAGCUCCCGUGUGUGAGCCAACCCUCUCGGAGACCGGUUCACAGCGGCGAUCCUCUACCGCUGGCAAGCUACGACACCAGCCAGCGAUCUUCACACAGAGGCGGCGAACCCAGCCCCGGUCAGCCGACGCACCUGCAGCAGGAGCCCUGGGCCCCGGACGGCUCCCAGCAGCCGCCGCCGCUGCAGUCUGAGAGGGGGGCUGUUUUUCCAAGCUGCCACUGCAGUUUUUCGGAGCAAGCCAGCCUUUCUCAAAAUCAAUCCCAUCCUGUCGAGCCUCUCCGCCCCCAGCCCUCCCCACCUUUUCCACCACUCAUACCGCCGCCACCAACGUCUUCCUCUUCCUCUCUGCUCUUUUCCCGGGGAUCUGAAAGAGGGGAUCGUCUCCGAAGGAGUGCCAAUAAUUACCAACAGGCGAACACCGUGGAACGCUGCAGGGGAGGAGGAGGAGCAGGAGGGCACCAAGACCACAAGCAGUUGUUGCAGCAACAGCAACAGCACUGUCAUUUAGGACUCCAACAGAGGGACCCCUCCCCUGAAGGAAGCCAUGCAAACUCACAAAAAGGGCGCUCUUUAGAUGCAUGCGAGUCAAACGAGGCUAAGAAAGCGUUCGAGUCUCAGACUCAGGAUCUGCAGCAGCAACAGAUCCCACAAUUGCGAGCGCAGCAACAGCUACUGGUGGGAAGCAGCCUGCCCGUCAACUACUGCGCAAGCGGCUCCGGAGAGCUAUGUAGGACUCACCGGGCUCCACUGCUGCAACAGCAGGAGCAGCAGCAGCAGCUGCAGCAUCGGCAGCUGCAGCAAGGCGCGCCGGGGCUCAGUCCCCAGCCUUCGCAGCAGCAGCAGCAGCACUGUGACAAAGAUCGCAAUAAGUGUGGAAGGAUCACCGCGGAGAGCGUUCAGGCGCAGCCACACAGCCGCGGCUCCCGCGUAACCCCCCCUGCAACACCGCACGCAUACGCGGGGAACUCGUCUGCUACUGGGAGCCACAGCAACAAAGACAGCCCCAACUACGGCUCUAGCUAUCACCUGUGGCCCGAGAGCCCGCAUAAAGGAGAGGAGAGAAUACGCAUCGACCUCCAUAAGGCCUCAACUGAGCAGAAGAAGCUGAGCCAUGCUGGAUCCAAGCCCUCCCUCUUUGAGAGCAGUGGCAGACUCCCUCAGAUAGCCAUGAACACCUGCAAGUACAAUGGCGGUGUGGUAAGACCACUAGUAAGCAGCCUGGCGUCCUCGUCGCGCCGAAACCUUGCGGAGCUUGACUCAGAAACACAGCCCUUGCAGACCCUGCACAGCUCCGGCUUGGAGGUGGUGGUGUCCAAGGGCAACAGCGGAGAGGACCACAGUAAGGCGUCCAACGAGAGCCUUGUCAGGGAAGGUAGCAGGCGAAGCGGAGGCAGGGCUCCACAAAAGAAGAACAAGGAUAUUGGCUAUAAGCUUGGUCACCGGAGGGCACUGUUCGAGAAGCGCAAGCGACUCAGUGAUUACGCACUCAUCUUCGGGAUGUUUGGAAUUGUUGUCAUGGUGACGGAGACAGAACUUUCAUGGGGGGUUUACACUAAGGAAUCUUCAUACUCAUUUGCACUGAAAUGCCUUAUCAGCCUUUCCACUGUUAUUUUGCUUGGUCUUAUAAUAAUGUACCACGCCCGGGAAAUCCAGCUGUUCAUGGUUGACAAUGGAGCAGAUGAUUGGAGGAUAGCCAUGACAUAUGAACGAAUCUUCUUCAUUGUGCUGGAGCUUCUGGUGUGUGCCAUUCACCCCAUCCCAGGACAAUAUGUCUUCACCUGGACAGCACGGCUGGCCUUUACCUAUACGCCGUCUGUGGCAGACGCCGAUGUGGACAUCAUCCUCUCUAUACCAAUGUUCCUGAGACUCUACCUGAUUGGCAGGGUCAUGUUACUUCACAGCAAGCUGUUCACGGACGCUUCGUCUCGCAGUAUUGGCGCCCUCAACAAGAUCAACUUCAACACCCGCUUUGUCAUGAAAACCCUCAUGACCAUCUGUCCAGGAACAGUGUUACUGGUGUUCAGUAUAUCCUCCUGGAUCAUUGCUGCAUGGACUGUGCGUGUCUGUGAGAGGUAUCAUGACAAACAGGAAGUGACCAGUAACUUCCUAGGAGCCAUGUGGCUCAUCUCGAUCACCUUCCUCUCUAUUGGCUAUGGUGACAUGGUACCACACACGUACUGUGGAAAAGGCGUAUGUCUGCUUACAGGGAUCAUGGGAGCUGGUUGCACAGCGCUGGUGGUUGCAGUGGUUGCCAGGAAGCUGGAGCUGACCAAGGCUGAGAAGCAUGUCCACAACUUUAUGAUGGACACACAACUCUGCAAACGAGUAAAGAAUACAGCUGCCAAUGUACUCAGGGAAACAUGGCUCAUUUACAAACACACCAAGUUGGUCAAGAAGAUAGAUCAUGCCAAGGUGCGGAAACACCAGCGCAAGUUUCUCCAAGCCAUCCACCAAGCUCAGAAACUGCGCAGUGUGAAGAUGGAGCAGAGAAAACUCAACGAUCAGGCUAACACUUUGGUGGACCUUGCAAAGACCCAGAAUGUGAUGUAUGAUUUGGUGUCGGAGCUGCAGGAGAGAAGCGAAGAGCUGGACAAGCGCAUCGGCACAUUGGAGGACAAACUAGACUCAGUGGCGGGCAGCCUGCAGGCACUGCCCUGCCUCAUCUCCCAAGCCAUAACCCAACAGCAGCAAGACUUCCUGGACGGCUUUGUUCACCGCUUUCGACCUGCCUCUCUAGCGUCAGAGCGUUCCGAACGCUCAGAGAGAUCUUGGACUUCCACCACCCGUAGGCGGCGCUCUCCCUCCACAGCACCACACACGUCUUCUGACAGUGGAUAACCUUGACAAACCCUCUGUUAUCCCCUUAUCAAGCCACACAUUUUCCAGAAAAAUCCUUCACCACAUUCUAUCCAAUCCAAAGCUGUCCCUGCAUCCACUGCAAGUCCAUGUCUGGACUAAUAAUGAAUCCAUAUCUUGACCUAUGACCUAAUGCUCACCUCUAUUCUCUUUCUCUCUCUCUCUCUCUCUGUCUGUCUCUCUCUCUCUCUGUCUCUCAGUCUCUCCCUUUUUUCCUUCUCCCACAUCAACCAAAAAAAAUCCAAAACCUCCAAAAUCCAGUUCCUCUGUGACUGAGCCUCUCAGCACAGUUCUGGAUUAGAGCUACUCGAAUAGAAAAGCAAAGGCAAACAAUUAACAGAAAAACACAAAUGCAUCCAAAAAAUGUCAAAGAGAAAAAAAAAUUUUAAAUGACAGAUAAAGUAGAGAUAUGGUUUAUGUUUUAGCCAUUGUAUGGCUGUUCCUGUUAGCUUUUUUGUAAAAGCCCUUGUAUAGUUAAAAAAAUGACUGAGUUCAGGGUCGCUGGGGUGAGAGCUGGCUAUCACACCGGAGAGUCCUUAACCACACGGGAGGAUGUUGGUCUGUGGAGCGGAGGUCCUCGGGUCACCUGCUGGCCCUCUGAGGCCAUGGAGGACAUCUCUCCACCCAUGUGUCCGUUUCUCUGUUUGUCCAAGGAGAAGAGCGAGAUAAACCAUUUGAUUCCCUUCACAAGAGACAAGUGUCAUGGAGUCUUUCUCAUAGUUUAGGGUGAAAGCUUUAGGAGAAACCUUGAAAACCCUGACUUCAGGUUAGUGUCUGAAAAUGCACUUAAAGGAGAGGAGAAACUGUCACAUGAAAGAAUUGCAAAGAGGGUGCAUAUGGCAUUACUAUAAGGUAGGAAAAAUGUACUCGUUUGCCAACUUCAAGGUAUCAGCUUCCUUGUUCUUACCAAGGAAAAAAGAGAGCAACUAUCUUUUUUAGUUACAUAUUGACAUGUGAUUUUUCAGUGCCUGAAUGUAUAAAUAGUAGAGGGUUAUUUAAUUACUAAUUUCAAAGCUUUUUUACAAUGUUAACAGUCUGAAUACAGCAUUGCAUUCCUUUUUCAGAUACAUUCCUCUCCAAAAAUGUAAAAAAACUGUCUUAAUGUAAUGCAUAUCAUUGCCUCCAUUACACUGCAACGCCAAACAUAUAUAUUUUUUUUAUUUCUACUAACAGUAACAAAUUAAAAAUUCAGAGAUUAAUUUAGAAAAUAUUUGUUAGUCUAACAGAGAGCUCACUUCUUGCUCAUUGCUGCCCACCAUGAUGAAAAAUGAAGUAGACUACCUGUCUCACCAAUAAUUAGAGCUUCCUGUGGUCUUUUGGAAACGGCAUGGCUUGAAUCGUGCUGUUAUACAGCCACACAGCCACACAUCACUGGUCGAACUGAGAAACAAACCUGGCUCUUUUGCAUGUUUCUGUUGAACAAUAACAAGAGAUCACACUUUUCCUGGGUUGAUAAUUCACAAUUUUGAUUGAUUAUGUUACUUCUUUGUCUGUUGCUUUCUAUCCUUUUUUAAAUACAUUUUUACUUUUUUAACUAGGAUAUCUAGCAUUUUAGAUUUGCAGAUCUUAGUGAGCUGCAGCAAUGUUAAUUCUGUAAUGCAUUCCCUGUUUAAAAUCUGAGGUGAAAAAGAAAAUCAGUUACAAAAGAAUAUUUAAAGGGUACAAUAAAAGUGUUGGAGCAACUUA
Molecule: messenger RNA, 4787 nt
Organism: Girardinichthys multiradiatus
Lineage: Eukaryota; Metazoa; Chordata; Actinopteri; Cyprinodontiformes; Goodeidae
Gene: kcnn1a
Product: potassium intermediate/small conductance calcium-activated channel, subfamily N, member 1a
Exons: 10
Coding region: 72-3083 (1003 amino acids)
Biological process (GO): potassium ion transmembrane transport
Cellular component (GO): plasma membrane; neuronal cell body; neuron projection
Molecular function (GO): calmodulin binding; small conductance calcium-activated potassium channel activity
Source: RefSeq, a predicted model, not a curated record